CGAGUUUAAAAAAAAACUUCACUCAAAUCAUUUAAAAAUAAUACUCCCUCCGUCCCAUAAAGAUAGAGACGAUUUGACUAAAGUGAUAAAAUAAAAAGGGAUACUUUUGUGUUGACUUUUCAAAAAUGUGACGGGUAAAGUAAGGUGUGAUGCAUAGAUUAUUAGGAAAAAGUGUGUUCCUGACCCGGGGUUGGCAGAGGCAAUGGCUUGUCGAGAGGCACUUAUUUGGGUGAAGGAAAAUGGAAUCCAAAACGUGGAGCUCCUAUCUGAUUGUAGUAGAGUAGUGGAAUCACUUCGAGAUGGAAGUUCCCAGGAGGAAGGGUGGCCUCUGGGACUGCAGCCCUUGAGUUUAAGGGCAGGGGUGGUGAGAAACAGAGAUCAGUACUUGUCGGCAGGGUCAUCUUCAACAUUAUCAUUCAACAGUAGUACCACUUUGCUCACUUACUCACCUGCUCCUUCCUCCACACUUUCCUCUUCUUCAGCAUUGGACACUCAGUCGAUGCGAUUGUCGUCAUCAUUAUUCAUAAAUGAUACAAUGGGAAGCCCAAUUGGGGUUCCACAAAUGGCGAACAUCUCAUCAUCAUCAUCAUCAUCAUCAUCAAGAAGAAGAGGAAGAUCAAGAAAUGAAGAAGAAGAAGAAGAAGAAGCUCAAGUAGUAGUAGCUGCAGUGGUAAAGAAGAGCCAGCUGCAGUGGAGGAAGUGUUUCUCAUUCUCGUUGUGCCCCACGGUAAGCCGCACCGAUGCCUCUGAGGCUUCCAUAGUACGACGACCUUCCUCGUCGGCGCCACUUGCCCAUUUUCUAGCUGUGGAAAGGAGAGCAAACUGCAGGCAGUUUAAGAUCAGAAGCCACCGCAGCCGAGUUCGUUUCCCAGCGAUUAAUUACGUGCCAGAUGAAUAUGAUUGUGAUGUUUAUAGGCAAGAUGAUGAUCAUAUUGAAGAGCCAAAUUCACUCUUCACAAAUGGUCACAUUGCCCCUCCCCCGCCUAAGUUGAGGGAAUGGGGAGAGCAUUAUUUUCGAGCCUGAACAUGAUGUGUGUGUGUGUGUGUGUGUGUGUGUGUGUGUGGUGAUGAGAAGGCUAGGCUUCUUCUAGCUAGGGUGUUCCAUUUUCAUUUCAUGCUUUAAUACUUGUGGUUAAACAUUGGUGUUUUCUUCACAUUAUUCUGAUCUCUUAUUAUAUCAUAUUAUUCCACCUAUUCUACAUGCACUACUUUCACAAUUAAUUAGAUAGUUAAGU
Messenger RNA from Cuscuta campestris, 1235 nucleotides. Lineage: Eukaryota; Viridiplantae; Streptophyta; Magnoliopsida; Solanales; Convolvulaceae. The record is from the annotation of a GenBank genome assembly.